AUGGCCGCGGGAGGAGAAGCUGCGGGCCAGCCCGGCCUCACCGAGGCCUCUGCAGCCUCGCAGGCGCCCGCGACGUCGCCGUGCCAGGCACAGGAGCUGCGGGAGCUGGACGAGCAGCGGCUCUGGGAGCUGCUCGAGGAGCAUCGCUACCGCAUCGUGCGCAGCACCUUCCCCAACCGCCUCACCCCCUACCUGCGCCAGGCCAAGGUGCUGGACCAGCUGGACGAGGAGGAGAUUCUGCACAGCCCCCAGUUCACCAACCGCGCCAUGAAAGUGGGUCACAUGCUGGAUCUCCUGAAGAGCCGUGGCAAGAACGGGGCUCUGGCUUUCCUGGAGAGCCUGAAAUUUCACAACCCGGAUACCUACACGCUGAUCACCGGCCUGGAGGCCUCCACUGACCUCCACCGCUUCAGUGGCCUCCUGGAGAGCUCCAGGCUGACGGAGUGCCUGGCCAGGGCCGUGAGCAGCCUGCAGGAGGAGCUGGCGCAGGAGAAGAGGCAGUGCGUGGCCCUGGCGCGGCACUGCGGCCAGCUCAAGGAGAGCGUCACCCAGCUGGAGGCCCAGAACGGGAGCUUGGCGGGGGUGCAGGCCGACUACGACCGCAUGAAGAGGGAGGCCAGCACCCACUUUCACGAGGGGCUGAAGCUGAAGGACGAGCUGUACAACCUCUCCAUGCGCUACAGCAAUGCCCUGAAGGAGAAGGACUUGGCCAUCACGCGGUGCCAGGCGCUGCAGGAGGAGCUCUACCUGGCGAGGCAGGAGCUGCAGCGAGCCAGGGCGGAGCGGGGCUGCGAGGAGGAGAGGGCCCGGAGCGGCGCCGAACACCCGCGGGCGGGCGAGCUGCUGACGCUCGGGGAGGAAAAGGAGAAGCUGCGAUCGCCGAUGGAGCUGGAGACCUUCAGCCUGGCAGAGAAGGAUAUCCUGGAGCAGCACCUGGACGAGGCUCUGGAGGACAAGCAGCAGCUCCUGGAGCGCAUCCAUUCCCUGCGGGAGAGGGCGGCCGCGGCCGAGCAGCAGCACAAGCAGUGCUGCGAUGAGAGGGAGCGCGCGCUCAUGGAGUGCCGCAAGGCCAGGCUGGACGGCGAGAUCUGCAGGGAGAAGAUCUGCUCUUUGCAGGCACAGGUGGCCGAGCUGCAGAAGGAGCGAGACCAGGCGUACAGCGCGCGGGAUGCGGCCCAGCUCGAGAUCUCCCAGAACCUGCUGGAAAAGGACUCGCUGCGCAGGAAGGUGUUCGAGCUCACGGACGAGGUCUGCGAGCUGAGGCAGCAGGUGAGAGGGGCCGCGGGGGCGCCCGCCGAGGCCGGCGCGCAGGCCCGGAGGAGGAAGCAGCGGCUCGUGCGCAUGCAUGCGCUGUGCCCAGGCGACGAGAGCCGCCGCAGCGCUGCAGAGCUCUGGUGCGAUCUGGGCACAAAGCAGAGCCGCGACUCGGUGGAGAGCGGCCACUCGGGCAGCCCCAUCCCGCCCGGCACCAGCUCCCUGGAGAGCCUCCCCUCCCGGAGCAGCAGCUCCCAGAGCUUCCUGGAGGCGGACGGGGGUCUGGGCUCAGAGGAGGUGGAAGAAGCCGCACUGGAGUCUGCCACGUGUGACAAGGACGGCUCCGCGGCGCUGGGCUCGGCCCCCUCGGCCCCGGACAGCCUCGCCAUGCGCCGCCGUGCGGCGCGCCGCAUCCUCAGCCGCGUCACCACCGUCGCCUUCGAAGGCACCGCCUUGCUGGAGCAGAUCAGCGUCAUCGGGGGCAACGAGACCGGCAUCUACAUCCACACGGUCACCCCCGGCUCCGCUGCUGACGAGAUGUCCUUGUCCCCGGGGAACCAGAUCCUGGUGGUGGACUACGACAUCCUGGACUCCGGCUUCAAAGCUGUGCUGGAGGACGUGACGCUGGAGGAAGCCCUGUGGGUGCUGAGGAGAGUGAACGGCUUCUGCUGCCUCUCCGUGAGGCCCAACAUGGAGGGGUACAACAAGCUGGUGAGUGACCUGCAGAACAAGGUGGUGACCUCGGGAGACUCCUUCUACGUCCGAGCCAACGUGGCCAUGGAGGGGCAGGGCUGGGGGCAGCUGCCCGUGCUCUGCAACGACAUCCUGCACGUCACGGACACCGUGUCGGAGGGCGGGAGCCGGUGGCGCGCCUGCCGCGUGGACCCCUACAGCGCCACGGACACGGACGCGGGCACCAUCCCCAACUACGGCCAGGCCCAGCAGCUGCUGCUUGCCCGAAUCGAGGACAUGGUGCAGCUGGGCACAGCGGGCAAGCCCUUCGGGGAGCAGCAGAAGCUGGUGCGGGUUGUGAGCACCGAGAUGCAGCAGCUCAGCCCGCUGUGGAGGUCCCUGCCGAGCGGCGCCGGGACGCCCGGGGACACGCAGGGCAGCUCCAGCAGCCAGGGGGGCGGCUGCCUCACGCUGAUGCCCUACACGCUCGUGCAGCCCCGCCAGCCGCGCCACCCGCGGCCCGUCCUCCUGGUGCCCGCGCUGCUGGGGCAGCUGCUGGCCGACAGGCUCUGCAUGGACAAGGGCUUCGAGAAGUGCCCCUCAGAGCUGCAGGGAGAAGCGGGCAGAGCGGCGCUCCCGGGGCCGGACGCGCUGCGCAGCCGCUGCGCCCUCACCUGCCGCCUGCUGCACGCGCUGGCGGAGAAGGGCGUGCACGGGCUGCUGGACAUGGGCCUGGAGUGCGUGCAGCCCCUGCACUCCAUGGACACCUACCCCAUCCUGCUCCUGCUCCCCGUCACCGAGAAGGGCGCCAGGAAGCUCCGGAAGGCCCUGCAGCGGCACGGGGCCACGGAGGAGCAGCUGGUGGCGGGCGCGCGCGCCGAGCGGGCCCGGCUCGAGCGGCUGCCCUGCCUCUACGGCACCGUGCCGCCCGCCGCCUGGAGCGACCUGGACUCGCUCGCGGGCUGCGUCCGCGCCGCCGUCGCCGACGAGCAGAGCAGGACGGUGUGGACAGCGCAGGAGUCCUGCUGA
This is a messenger RNA of Nothoprocta perdicaria, 2955 nucleotides long. It is a transcript of the gene CARD14, whose product is annotated as caspase recruitment domain family member 14. Gene Ontology annotation, molecular function: protein binding. Gene Ontology annotation, biological process: regulation of apoptotic process. Lineage: Eukaryota; Metazoa; Chordata; Aves; Tinamiformes; Tinamidae. The record is from RefSeq and is a predicted model, not a curated record. The transcript is spliced from 21 exons. Bases 1 to 2955 code for a protein of 984 amino acids.